AUGCUUGAAUUUAUAUAUUUAUACUUUUUUAUACUUAUUGUUCAAUUCUCAAACCAUGUAAAUGCAAUUACAUGCAGUGCUAACAAAUGCUUUGAUGUAAAAAUUAGUAGCUGCAACGAUAUUUUACCCAAUUAUACUGGAGUAAACACCCAAGGAAUUUGUGUUAGUGAUAGAGAGAAUUCUAUUAUAUAAUAUUGUGCUAAAAAUUCUAACUUAAUAUGCAUGAAUUCAUCAAAAACUAUGUGCAUUUUACUUAAUUCUAAUCCAAAUGAUGCUUUUAUAGGGAGUUAUAUGGAUAAUAACUAGAAUUUCAUUUGCAUUCAACAAACUGAUAUCUAAUUGAAGUCAAUUAACCCAUCUAGUAAAGAUAAUUAUAAUUGA
Molecule: messenger RNA, 381 nt
Organism: Tetrahymena thermophila SB210
Lineage: Eukaryota; Ciliophora; Oligohymenophorea; Hymenostomatida; Tetrahymenidae
Exons: 1
Source: RefSeq, a predicted model, not a curated record